AUGAAGAAACUCCUACUGUGCAUCGCCCUCGUCGCUUUCGCUCAGGCGAAUCCCAUUUGGGAGAAUGAGGAUCUGAGUCCAGAGGUGCCGUCCAAUGACGAGGAUUGGGCGCUCAUUCCUGACGGCGAUGGCGCCAUGCAUAUGGUGAAUUUGAAUGAGGAAGAAGGCGCCACUCCCUUCUUCAACGCCAAUCAAGUGAUCUUCAGACUCUUCACGCGCCGAAAUCCCACAGCCGGCCAAGUUCUGACGCUCAACAAUGCUGGGUCUGUGUCCAAUUCCCAGUUCCGCACAGCACAUCCGACCAGAUUCAUCAUUCACGGAUGGAAUAACAACGGCGGUUCUGGAGUGAAUGUGAACAUCAGGGAUGCUUACUUGAGACGUGGCGAAUUCAACGUCAUCGUGGUGGAUUGGGGUGCGGGAGCGCAAACCAUUAAUUACGCCGCAGCCCGGAACAACAUUAACAUCGUUGGUCCGCGAGUGGCUCAAAUGGUGGACUUCCUCAACACUCAAGGCAUGGGAUUCGGGAGUGUGUCCGUGAUUGGUCACAGUCUUGGCGGACACACUGCUGGAAUUGCCGGAAAGCGCGUGACCCGCGGUCGCCUGGCCGCUGUUGUGGCUCUGGAUCCAGCCUUGCCUCUCUUCUCGAUCGAUCGUCCUGCGGAGCGCGUCGCUCCGGGCGACGCAAACUUCGUUGAGGUCAUGCACACCAAUGCUGGCCUCUUGGGCUUCGAUCUGCCCAUUGGCCUGGCUGACUACUAUCCCAACUGGGGACGCACUCAGCCCGGAUGUGGAACAGAUGUUACCGGCAAUUGUGCCCACGGCAGAGCCUGGCUCUUCUUCGGCGAGUCCAUCAACUCUGGACCUGGAUUUGUCAGUCGCCAGUGUCGCAAUUACAACGACAUCCUCAAUCAGAAUUGCGUGUCUUCCGGACCGAACAGACGCAUGAGUGGCGAGCCUCUGGCCACGGCGGCUAGAGGAGUUUUCUGGCUGCCCACAAACGGAAAUGCACCCUUCGCCAGAGGCAGCGUUGUGUGA
This is a messenger RNA of Phlebotomus argentipes, 1035 nucleotides long. Its product is annotated as pancreatic triacylglycerol lipase-like. The coding region runs from base 1 to 1035 and encodes 344 amino acids. The transcript has 3 exons. Gene Ontology annotation, molecular function: lipase activity. NCBI's taxonomy places the organism in Eukaryota, Metazoa, Arthropoda, Insecta, Diptera, Psychodidae. Gene Ontology annotation, biological process: lipid metabolic process. The record is from RefSeq and is a predicted model, not a curated record.